Melanaphis sacchari is the source of this 591-nucleotide messenger RNA. RefSeq lists its product as uncharacterized. Gene Ontology annotation, molecular function: nucleic acid binding; zinc ion binding. NCBI's taxonomy places the organism in Eukaryota, Metazoa, Arthropoda, Insecta, Hemiptera, Aphididae. The transcript has a single exon. The record is from RefSeq and is a predicted model, not a curated record. The coding region runs from base 1 to 591 and encodes 196 amino acids.
AUGAGGCAGGCCAAGUCUGGUGGCCUCCUCAUCGAAGUUCGCGGAAACCCCGAAGAGGUGUCUGCAGUAAGGGCGGAGAUAUCUAGAUCAGCAGGAUGUGAAGUCGGCGUCAGGACACUCCAACAAAGGGAGCUUCUAGAAGUGAGGGACCUGGACCAAUGGUCAGACGGACCUGAGGUCCUCGAAGCGUUUUCUUCGGUCCCAGGGUGUGACCCAAACGCAUUGAAGCUAGUUAGUAUGCGUAAGCGCUUUGGCGGAACACAACUCGCCCUAGUCUCUGCUCCCAAGGACGUGGCGCAGGCUGCCUUAAAGCAAGGUCGACUGAGGGUGGGCAUGGUGAGCUGCAGCGUCAGGCGGUGUGAGGCGAAAAUUAGAUGUUUUCGGUGUUUGGCCCAUGGACAUGAAGCCAAGGCGUGUCAAGGCCCCGACAGGACCAAGUGUUGCAGGCGAUGUGGUAAAGACGGGCACUUUGCCAACACAUGUGUGGCCACUCCGGAGGAUGCUCGAUCGUUCGUGGGGGUAUUGGCGGCAACCGGUCAGGCUGACAGCGGCAAUGCGACGGCGGUCGUUGUACCAACGCAGUCGAUAUGA